GGACAAGCACAGCAGAAAUGAGCACUUAGUGGAGGAGGCAGAACUCCUCAGGAGAAAGGCUCAGCUGCUCGACCAGUCGCAGGCUGAAAAUGAGGAGCUAAAGGAACAGCUCUGUGUUUUGAACGCUCAGUAUAGUUCAGUUCUGGAGGAGAACCAGCGACUCCGUGCAAAGCUGGAGAACCUAGAGCAGGUCCUAAAGCACAUGCGAGAGGUCGCCGAGCGCAGGCAGCAGCUGGAAUUGGAGCAUGAGCAGGCACUGGCUAUCCUCACGUUCAAACAGGAUGAAAUCAAGCGACUCCAGCGGGCUCAGUUAUUUGCUAAAAGAGAACAUGAAGGUGUCGUGCAGAUGCUGGAGAAUACACUGGACUGCAUGCAGGCAAAAGUUCGUGAGCUGGAGGAGAAAUGCCGCAGUCAGAGCGAGCAGUUCGGGAUGCUGUCACAGGAACUGGACAAAUUCAGGGUUCAGGCCUCAAAUAUCGACCUGUCGGGCCCCAGCCUGACCCAGCUGACCAAUGGGGUCGGCCUGUCCGGCACAAAUGCCUCAUGGGAAGACAUCGCGUUCUGGAGUUUGGAGGGUAAUGAAGCCCUCUGUGACACCUCUGAGCUUGAUGUGGCUGCGGCUUUGCGGACGGGCUCCACUCCACACGCAGCUGAACUGUCACGUCCCGAACGCUCACCGACCGUCAAACACAGAGAGCUAAUGCAGACAUCUUUUUAA
Molecule: messenger RNA, 718 nt
Organism: Sinocyclocheilus grahami
Lineage: Eukaryota; Metazoa; Chordata; Actinopteri; Cypriniformes; Cyprinidae
Product: RIMS-binding protein 2-like
Exons: 8
Coding region: 203-718 (171 amino acids)
Source: RefSeq, a predicted model, not a curated record